Paramuricea clavata is the source of this 3517-nucleotide messenger RNA. NCBI's taxonomy places the organism in Eukaryota, Metazoa, Cnidaria, Anthozoa, Malacalcyonacea, Plexauridae. The record is from the annotation of a GenBank genome assembly.
GUUGGUUGUAUCAAGUGAACAUCAGAUUGUCAUCACAAUGGAAGAAUCACAAACUGUCAAGAAUGGUCGAGUAUAUUUAGAAAACAAACGAACCAUUGUGUUGGCAAUCAGUCCUGGAAAUCCGUUUUUCUGUAAAGUGGAGAAUCUUCAAAAAAUGUUUCAAUUUGCGAGGAAAAACUCUGAUCAGAAGGUAAGAAUGUAUGUAUUAUUUAAAGCACGUGUAGGCGUAUUUUAUCAGAUAUAAAACGCCUCGCGUUUUAUAUCUGAUAAAACACUCCUACGCGUGCUUUAAAUGGCUUAAAAAACGACUCAUCUUAUAUGAGUUGAUUGGCGAAGUAAUUUUUAAAAUAAACUUUGUCUAAACCGAGAAAAUCAAAGCUAAAGUAUAAGUAAAUUAACAUGAUUUUUUUAUCACAUAUAAAGAUACGACACGCUUAUGAUUUUUCUUUGUGUUUUCCUCCUGAAUUAUUAACGAGUUCUUUAAAUAUGAAUAAUAUAAAGGAUUGAAUUUAUUUUAGCACUUUGCAGACUAACCAAGUUUCAAUAAGUGUGCAUUUUCUCUCUAAGAUCUUGCUGUUUCUGGUGGAUAAAAUAUCUGAACACAACUUCAGAGCUGUUGGAAGUAAGAAUCCAGAGAGGUCUGCCAGACUGAAAGGGAAUUGUCUUCGAAAUAAGUGUCAAGAAGCCUUGCACUCUUGUGGAAUACAAAAUGAAUCAGCUGAAUACAUCAACUGGGGUCGUGAUGUCGAAACCUCAGACUCCUACACCGGUGCUCUAAACUAUGUGAAACAUUUAUACCAAGUAAAUGAUCAGUUUCGCAAUGAAAUCCAGGAAUGCACCCAGCUUGCUCUUGUCGCAGUGAAACUGGCAAAUAGCCGCGAAGAAAAGAUGUCAGAGAGCAGUAGGAAUACCGCCGCAAUUGAUUUAGAAGAAGGCGUCGAAUACCUGUUGAAAGAAUUGGCAUUCUUUUCUGCUGUUAGUGAUAUCUAUGAAAGGUGUGAGGAAUUCGUGGUAGUCUAUCACGAGUGUCCCUAUAUGUCGUGUGUCGUGGGUUAAAAGUCGUGUGUCGUGGGUAAAGUCGUGGGUAAAGUCGUGGGUAAAGUCGUGGGUAAAGUCGUGGGUCAUAAAAUGUGCUAAAAACGCAUUUUUUCACGAAAAUAUUAUUUUUAAUAUUUUUUUCGUACUUUUUCCUUUUAUGCGCAAAAUUAAAAAUUAGGAAAAUUUAACGCAACAAAUCUCCAGUAAUAAAAUAAUGUGUACGUUAUCUGUAGUAUAACAAGUAAAUGUUUCCAUUUCGUAUAGUCUAAUAGUAAUAAGUCUAUCGAUGUAUCAGUUUGAUGAUAAAAUGUCUUAAGUUAUAGGAUAUAGGGUUAUUAGCUUUCGAAGUGUUAUAUGGUCCUAUCACGAACGUCGCGAAUAACUAUGUCGAGCCACAAAUUUUGCCAUUUUAUCUCCUACUGAGUAUAUGCCGGUUCGUGGCCUUUAAAGAUAGACACUGAACAUUUCAUGUGUAUGUGGCUUUAGGAAAUAUUCCAUAAAUUGCUACGAUUUGGGAUGAUUUCCCGAUUGAAAACCGAAACAUGAUGAUUUGUGCGAUGUCGGCCUAUUUGCCGACAAAGCGCGCUAGCCGCUGUUAUUUUGACAGAAUAUGAUUAUAUGAUAUAGGCCUACCUCUACACUUUUCAGCCGUAAUACAUAUAAAUGCGCGCAUUGUAAUCAUAUACAUAUCGUUUAAUUUAGCUUCAAAAACUUGAUAAAAAACAUGUUAUUCGUGUUGGUUCCGGAGCGCAAUGCCAAUGGUGUGAUCGUUGCCAGAGCACAUGCAAAGCCGCCUCGGUAGCCUAUAUAUCAUGUAUGCAACUCCGGGAAAUCUUGCUUAUUUCAAUCUAAUAAAGUCAACUUUUUUCUUUGAUAAUGUGCGCAACAUGCUGCGCAUUUUACAUUUAACAAAAUACGGCAAUUUUGAUUUUAUCAAGUGUUUGAAGCCGUAAAUUAAACGAUAUGUAUAUGAUUACAAUGCGCGCAUUAUGUGAUCACGGCUGAAAAGUGUAGAGGUAUCAUAUUUAUGAUGUUUUUCAAAAUAACAGCGGCUAGCACGCUUGGUCGGCAAAUAGCCCAACAUCGCAUAAAUCUCGGCGCAAAUCAUUUCGGUUUUCAAUCGCGAAAUCCCAAAUCUUAGCAAUUUAUGGCAUAUUCAGUCCGAACGCCACAUUACAUGAAAUGUUUGUCUAUCUUUAUUAAGGGCCACGAACAUAUACUAGGACUAAGAUAAAAUAGCAAAAUUUGAGACUCGAGCGUUGGCCACUUUACAGUCUUUACACUCAAUACAGCGUACAAUUUAUAGCUCACUAUGUUUGUAUCAAACAUAUGUCGACAUAGUUAUUCGCGACGUUCGUGAUAGGGACUAUAACACUUCCAAAGCUAAUAAACCUAUAUCCUAUAACUUAAGACAUUUUAUCAUCAAGCAAUAUAUCUAUAGACUUAUUAGACUAUACGAAACGGACAGAUUUACUUCUUAUACAGUAGAUAACAGCAAGAUAAGAAACAACAUGUAUAUUAUUUUAUUACUGGAGAUUUGUUGCGUUAAAUUUUCCUGUAUUUAUGUAGCGCAUGAAAGGAAAGGGUACGAAAAAAAUAUUAAAAAUAAAAAUAAUAUUUUCCGGUGAAAAAAUGCGUUUUUAGCACAUUUUAUGACCCACGACUUUACCCACGACUUUACCCACGACUUUACCCACGACACACGACUUUUAACUCACGACACACGACACACGACAUAUAGGGACACUCGUCUAUCACCGGCCAUGGCCUAUCUUAGAGAGAUAUUUUGACGGAAAAUACGACAAUGUCUCCAGGCCUUGUUUAGGUUUUUAUGUUCUAGAAUAGAUCGUCGGCCUAAACUGUAAUAUUGCAGAAGUUAGACCUUAUACAUUCAGGGAUUUGACCGAUUGAUAUUUAGGCCUAACAUUGAGGAAUUUGAGUUUUAUGUUUAAGAUUGCAGUUUAAAUUGUAAUUUUUUAAUCAAUAUUGAAUAAAACGAUAAUUAAAGUAGCCUAUAUCAAACGUUUUCUUCAUAUUUAUUUAAUUACAAUAAUGCAGACAUUCCAACCUCGGAGUCCUGAAAACCGGGACACUUCCCAAUUUUCCCAUUUUACUUAAAUAAACGCCUCCCUCGAAUAAACGCCUCACUCGAAUAAAUGCCGCGCUUUUCUCAUUCAUAUGGUGUCUAUUUGGGUUAGUGUUAAAAUUAGCUGACUUGAGUUCGAAUUAAACAAUAAAUUCACAGUGGAUGCUACAAAAACUAGUUCUAUAACACCUAUCCAUGAUUACACUAACGUUGAAACCCGUAAGUAACAUAACAUGUUCUCAACAAGCUUUAAUUUCAUUGAAGUACCAAGUAGUACUGGCGAAAUUGUUUUGUUUUAAUACUAGCGUUUUGAAUUGUGACCUCUCGUAUUCAAGAGCUCGUGAUUAUUGCGCCCGCUUCUGUUACGCUGCUUUACUUCAUGUAACCCUGGCC